Molecule: messenger RNA, 599 nt
Organism: Brassica rapa (field mustard)
Lineage: Eukaryota; Viridiplantae; Streptophyta; Magnoliopsida; Brassicales; Brassicaceae
Product: protein RALF-like 32
Source: RefSeq, a predicted model, not a curated record
AACCAAAUAUAUACACAAUUCAAAGUAAUAAAGCACAUCAAGCAUGGAAUACUACACAUUUUCUCAAGAGUUUGCCGAAAACGAACGUGCACCGGGAAAGCAUCACGUUAAGAAGACGUGGGUUAAAGAACGUUAUGAGAGUGAUGAAGAAGAUGGUUCGAGAGAGGAAGAGGUGAACCAAAUGAUCAUAAAAGAAGAAGAAGAUGAAGAAACUAAAGGUAUGGUGAUGUCAUCUAGUACGAUGCUAACAAGUAAGGUGAAGUAUCUCAACUAUGGAGCUCUCAAACAUGAUACGCCACCGGCAGCGUCUAGUGGUGGAGGAAGAGUCAUGCCUCCUCCGUCGAACAGAUACCACCGUGGCCAUCCCAAGUACUACAGAUGCAGGGGUUGAACCGUUGAAGUGAAAAAUCUCCGGAGAUUAAUCAAAUUUCGAAUUAAUAUAUGAAUGAUAAAUAAGUUUGGUAAGUAUAUAUAUUUACUUUCCAUGCAAAAUGUUUCACCAUAUGCUUGUAAGUGGUAAUUUCUGUUGCGAAAUAUUAAUAUCUACUAAGAGAAAAAAAUAAUAUGAAUGAUACAGUACUUAUAUAGUAAUUUGGUCA